Haliaeetus leucocephalus (bald eagle) is the source of this 389-nucleotide messenger RNA. RefSeq names its product importin 4 (gene IPO4). The record is from RefSeq and is a predicted model, not a curated record. The transcript is spliced from 4 exons. The annotation marks the transcript as partial. NCBI's taxonomy places the organism in Eukaryota, Metazoa, Chordata, Aves, Accipitriformes, Accipitridae.
AUGGGUGCCUGGGGGGGGACCCAGGUGUCUGGGGGGGUCCCAUGGCCGGCGCUGGGGGUGCUGCGGGGGGGGCUGGGGGACCCCGAAUCCUCCGUGCGGGGGGCGGCCGCCUUUGCCCUGCGCAGCCUGGCCGACUGCCUGCAGCCGGAGGUGACAGCGGUGGCGGAGGCGGCGUUGCCGGCGGCGCUGGCGGCUCUGGGAGGGGACCCGGGGGUCCGGCCCCCCCCCGCCAAGGCCUGGUACAUCCUGGAGAGUCUCCUCGAGUGUCUCGGAGAGGGGGUGGGUCCCUGGCUGCCCCCCAUCCUGGAGACCGUUUUGGGGGCGUUGGAACUUUCGGGGCCCCCCCGGAAAGUGGAGCUGGGGCUCAGCGCCCUCCACUCCCUCGGUGA